Molecule: messenger RNA, 1478 nt
Organism: Daktulosphaira vitifoliae (grape phylloxera)
Lineage: Eukaryota; Metazoa; Arthropoda; Insecta; Hemiptera; Phylloxeridae
Product: TAR DNA-binding protein 43-like
Exons: 5
Coding region: 161-1123 (320 amino acids)
Biological process (GO): regulation of gene expression
Cellular component (GO): nucleoplasm
Molecular function (GO): RNA binding
Source: RefSeq, a predicted model, not a curated record
AUUAUUUAUAUAUCGAGUAUUACUUACAUAAAUAUAAAUGAACAAAAUUUGAAUUGUUUAUUAUGGUGUCAUGUUAAUAAUUAAAAUGUUACUACAGUAGUAUAUUAAUUAACUAUUUUUAAAAUCCUUAAUUGAGAUUUAUUUCUUCAAUAUAAGUACAAUGGAAAAUGUAGAAAAAUACAUACCAGUCUGUGAAUGUGAAGGAGAAGAUUUUAUGGAGAUUCCACUAGAGAGUGAUGGCACAUUGUCUACAGCCACUCUAAGUGCUUACUUUCCUGGAGUCACUGGUCUUAAAUUUCGGUUAGAUUCGUAUUCUCCUUAUAGAGCAUUGAGACUGUUUGAUGGAAAAUUUCAUGCUCCUGAGGGUAGCUGGACUGGACAUAAGUUUUACUGUGUUCAUCCAAAAGGAGAUAAAAGAAAACUUGAAGAGACUGAUACUAAGCCUUCUAAAGGCUUCCAUAAUAUUAAUUGUACUGAUUUAAUAGUUUUGGGUUUACCUUAUCAACUCUCAGAAACUCAAAUGAGAGAGUAUUUUGGACAGUUUGGAAAACUUGUAAUGGUCCAGAUAAAACGUGAUACAUCAGGAAAUUCUAAAGGAUUUGGUUUUAUUCGAUAUGAAGACUACAGCUCACAAGCUAAAGCACUUGGUCAACGUCAUUAUGUCAAUAACAGAUGGGUUGAAGUAAAAAUACCAGCAUCUAAAGAAGGCUUCUAUUCUAAGGUUCCUCACAAGAUAUUUGUUGGUCGUCUCACUGAAGAUAUUAGUGAACCUGAUUUAAGCAAAUACUUUUCUCAAUAUGGAGAAAUUACAGAUGUAUUUAUACCAAAACCAUUUAGAGCUUUUGGUUUUGUGACAUUUAAUGAUGCUUCUGUUGCUCAAAGUCUCUGUGAUGAAGAUCACAUUGUUAAAGGAGUGUCUCUUCAUAUAUCUGAAGCUAACCCAAAAUCUGACCAAAAUAGAGAUAAACAAGCAAACAAUCAACAACAGUACAUGGGUAACAUAUUGACAAAUGGUAUGUUAGCAGCUGCUCUUAAUCAAGCUGCUUAUCAACCUUCAUCAAUUCACUAUCAAAGUCAUCGAUCAUAUGGAAAAUUACAUGACUGGAAGCGUCGUAGCACAUAAUAUUUAGACAAAUGUUUAUUAUUUAACAUGUAUUGUGAUGAAAAUGAUCAAUUUGGCAUACAUUUUGAAUGCCCCUUCUCUUAUCCUUUUUUCACUAGUCAUUCUAUUUUGCUGAUUCUCAUUUUUUUCAUACUCAAAAUGUUAUGCUAAACUAUUCCACUACCUUAUUCAUUUCAAAAUAAUUGAAGUAUUAUGCAAAGUAUUAUGUAUAAUAUAUGUUAUUAUGCAACAUAUUAUAAUUUAUGACUGUUGUUUUUUAUAAGUGUCAUUACUGUACAUACUGUGUAUUUAAAAGUUGGAAAUUCUUUGGUUUAAAUAAAUAAUCAAUACCAAUAUAGUAUAUAUGAAAUUAAUA